This is a messenger RNA of Lycium ferocissimum, 987 nucleotides long. RefSeq names its product GTP-binding nuclear protein Ran-3-like. The record is from RefSeq and is a predicted model, not a curated record. The annotation marks the transcript as partial. Gene Ontology annotation, biological process: protein import into nucleus; ribosomal subunit export from nucleus. The transcript is spliced from 7 exons. Gene Ontology annotation, molecular function: GTP binding; GTPase activity. Gene Ontology annotation, cellular component: cytoplasm; nucleus. NCBI's taxonomy places the organism in Eukaryota, Viridiplantae, Streptophyta, Magnoliopsida, Solanales, Solanaceae.
UUAGGGUUAGAUUGUAAUUUUUUUUUUUUUGACGGAUUACAGGCACUACCAAACCAACAAACCGUAGAUUAUCCAAGCUUCAAGCUUGUAAUUGUGGGUGAUGGAGGAACUGGAAAGACAACUUUUGUCAAAAGGCAUCUCACUGGUGAAUUCGAGAAAAAAUAUGAACCCACUAUCGGUGUGGAGGUUCACCCAUUAGACUUCUUCACAAAUUGUGGGAAACUUCGCUUUUAUUGCUGGGAUACUGCUGGACAAGAGAAGUUUGGAGGUCUUCGGGAUGGCUACUACAUUCAUGGGCAAUGUGCAAUUAUCAUGUUUGAUGUUACAGCCCGUCUGACCUACAAGAAUGUUCCUACGUGGCAUAGAGAUCUUUGCAGGGUUUGUGAGAACAUUCCCAUUGUUCUCUGUGGAAACAAAGUUGAUGUCAAGAACAGGCAGGUUAAGGCAAAGCAAGUUACCUUCCACAGGAAGAAAAAUUUGCAAUACUAUGAAAUCUCAGCGAAGAGUAACUACAACUUUGAGAAGCCUUUUCUGUACCUUGCUAGAAAGCUUGCUGGGGAUGCUAAUCUUCACUUUGUGGAAUCACCUGCACUUGCUCCCCCAGAAGUACAAAUUGACUUAGCUGCACAGCAACUGCACGAACAAGAGCUUGCGCAAGCCCUUAAUCAGCCUCUUCCAGAUGAUGAUGAUGACACAUUUGAAUAGAAGGCAUAGCUCAGAGCCGAUCAAUUUCACCCUUGCACCUUUCUAUAUUCCUAGUCCUUAAAUUUUCUAUAUUAGGACUUCAGUCUUUGUCGUUUGAGUAUUUGUUUGCUGCUUCCUAGUAUUAUAGAUUGGUUAUUAGAUAUGUUUGUCUGAGACCAUGAGGCUGUGGUUUAUUAGGGUAGAUAGUGUUAUAUCCUGAUCCUGAUGUAAUCGCGCACUUUGUCGAGGCUCUGUUUGAGCUUGUUAUAAUAUUACUUGCCUACAUAUUCGACAUUUCAGAAA